AAACGGAGGCCAAGUUGUGCGCUCAAGUACACAUAGAUUUCCUUUUGUCCACUCUGAAAAGUUUGAAUACAUCUUCAAGCUCUCUGAUACAACUCAAAUUCAUUUAUUUUUUCAAAUAAAAUUAAUUAGAUUAGGCUUCUUAUACUAUAAAUUCUUUUGUUGAAUAGCUCAACCUUCGUGAAAUUAAUCCCCUGAUCCCUGAAUAUACACACAGAGAAGCAAGAGAUUCAUGGGAAGCACAAAGACUGUGGGGCCCUCAGGGCCGGUGCCGCGGCGUGACCCGUACGAGGUUUUGAACUUGUCCAAACAAGCUUCUGAUCAAGACAUCAAAACUGCUUAUAGAAAGCUUGCUUUGAAGUAUCAUCCUGACAAGAAUGUCAAUAAUCCUGAAGCUUCUGAACUUUUUAAGGAGGUUGCCUAUUCUUAUAGUAUUUUAUCUGAUCCUGAAAAAAGAAGGCAAUAUGACAAUGCUGGAUUUGAGGCUAUCGAUGCUGAAGGCGUGGAUAUGGAAAUUGAUUUAUCUAAUCUGGGAACUGUCAAUACUAUGUUUGCUGCAUUAUUCAGCAAGCUGGGUGUUCCUAUUAAAACCACCAUUUCUGCUAAUGUUCUUGAAGAAGCAUUAAAUGGAACUGUUACAAUCAGACCCCUUCCGCUGGGAUCAUCAGUUAGUGGAAAGGUAGAAAAGCAAUGUGCCCACUUUUUUGGUGUUACUAUAAAUGAGGAACAAGCUGAGGCAGGAAUUGUAGUCAGGGUCACUUCUGCUGCACAAAGCAAAUUUAAGCUUCUUUACUUUGAACAAGAUGCCACUGGAGGUUACGGGUUGGCUCUGCAGGAAGAUAGUGAAAAGGCCGGCAAAGUGACAUCUGUGGGGAUGUACUUCUUACAUUUUCAAGUAUACAGGAUGGAUUCAACUGUUAAUGCGUUGGCAAUGGCCAAGGACCCUGAAGCUGCCUUUUUUAAAAGGUUGGAAGGGCUACAACCUUGUGAGGUCUCAGAACUAAAAGCUGGGACCCACGUGUUUGCAGUAUAUGGAGAUAACUUCUUUAAAACUGCUUCCUACACAAUUGAAGCUCUAUGCGCAAAAUCAUAUGAGGAUACUACUGAUAAGCUCAAAGAUAUUGAAGCUCAGAUCUUAAGGAAGAGGACUGAGCUUCGCCAGUUUGAGACCGAGUACAGAAAGGCAUUAGCACAUUUCCAAGAAGUGACCAACAGAUAUAGCCAGGAGAAGCAAACUGUUGACGAGCUGUUAAAACAACGAGACAGCGUACAUUCUUCAUUCACAGUAAGUAAGCUGACCAUCCAAACUAGCGGGGAUACGUCCAGUGUUAGCAAUGGAAAUAGUAGCAAAAUACCUUCUGAAGAUGGUAAAGCGGACAGCCCUGGGGAAGAUGGUAGCUCCGAUGGGAAAGAUAAGUCUGCUAAGAAGAGGUGGCUAAAUUUUAACUUGAAAGGUUCAGCAGAUAAAAGAAGUGCUUGAAAUGAUCUGGUUGUUAAUAGUCGGUGUAUCAAUUAUUUAGAAGGAUGAAACUCCAUUCAGUUUUUCUGCUCAUAUUCUCGGGUUUUUGGUUUUUGCUGCCAGCAAACGCUCAGCUUGUGUUCAGUAUUAUUUGUUUACCCUUUUGGGGUUGCCCCAGGCUUGCCUUCCUCCUUUCCCUUUCCUUUCCCUUUCUUAGAGCAAGUUCAAUGGUGAGCUAAAAAUAAGUGUAGCUAUUGCUAUAAUAUAGCACCAAAAAGUGGUUUUUGGUGCUAAAAUAAUAUCACAUUUCCAAUGGUUGGUGCUAUAUCUUGUGCCAAAUGAAUAUAUGUGCAUUCAUGUACUUGAAUAUGUUGAGAUAUAAAUCUAUUUUUUAUUCA
Molecule: messenger RNA, 1854 nt
Organism: Daucus carota subsp. sativus
Lineage: Eukaryota; Viridiplantae; Streptophyta; Magnoliopsida; Apiales; Apiaceae
Product: chaperone protein dnaJ 15
Exons: 11
Coding region: 230-1477 (415 amino acids)
Source: RefSeq, a predicted model, not a curated record